CGCCGCCGGCAGGACAGGAAGCGGCCAGGACAACGGAGCGCACGGUCUGUUAUGAUGGACCUCUGGCCUGGAAAUGGUGUUCAUGGUGAUGACAUCUGACAUUUCGAGAGUAUUGACACAAAAUUUGCUCGCUUGACGCGAGAUGUGAAUGCACAUUGUUGUCAGACAUGAUGGAUGCUGGUUGCAAGCUAGCUGGCUGUUAGCGCGCAUCCGUCCCGCAGCAGUCAGAGCUCCGGCAGGGAGCUAAGAGCUCAGCUGAUCCGCUGCAGCACCACACAGAGUCCGGCGAGAAGAUGAUGAGGCCUUGAUGUCAGAUUGGCGACAGUGUGCUAAAUCUGCAAAUCCAGACAUGGCGUCGCAGCUCCAGGUGUUCUCCUCCCCCUCUGUGUCCUCCAGCGUCUACUCUCGUUCCAAGAGGCUCAAACUGGAGAACCCCACCUGGGAUGUGUCCAGCCAGCUGUCAAAUGGGGGCUACUACCAGCAGAGCCCCUCUCAGGGAGCUGUGCCCUCCACCUCUGGUUCCAACUUCAACCCAGUGUACAACUCCAACCAGGUGCACCCGCCUACAGCCGGCUCCCGGGAGCAGACGGUGGUGCGGGCAGCAGACAGCACAGGCAGCCUUCGUGGUCCUCCUUCUUCCUCUUCUUCCUCCUCAUCCUCUAGCCGACGCAUUAAAGACGCAGAGUCGUCCUCCCAGCCGUGCGACCUCUACAACAAGCAGUACAGCUUGAAGAGGAAGAGCGAGGAGGUGGACAGCAGCGACAGCGUCCAGAUACUGGAGGAGCUUUCAGCCCCUGUGGUCUCCAACCGCACAGGUGGUGGAGGAGGUGGCACCACCACUGCUCAGUCCAUAGCACACUCAACCUCCACCACCAAGAGCAGCAACUCCCACAGCGAGGGCGACUACCAGCUGGUCCAGCAUGAGAUCCUGUGCUCCAUGUCCAACAGCUACGAGGUGCUGGAGUUUCUGGGACGGGGCACCUUUGGGCAGGUGGCCAAAUGCUGGAAACGGGGCACAAAUGAGAUUGUGGCUAUUAAAAUCUUGAAAAACCAUCCGUCUUAUGCUCGGCAAGGCCAAAUUGAGGUGAGCAUCCUCAGCAGGUUGAGCACAGAGAACGCUGACGAGUUCAACUUUGUGCGCUCGUAUGAGUGUUUCCAGCACAAGAACCACACGUGCCUUGUGUUUGAGAUGCUGGAGCAGAACCUUUACGACUUCCUGAAGCACAGCAAGUUCAGCCCUCUGCUGCUGAAGUGUAUCAGACCCAUCCUGCAGCAGGUGGCUACCGCCCUGAUGAAGCUGAAAAGCCUGGGGCUGAUCCACGCCGACCUGAAGCCCGAGAACAUCAUGCUGGUCGACCCUUUGAGGCAGCCGUACAGGGUGAAGGUCAUCGACUUCGGCUCGGCCAGCCACGUGUCCAAAGCGGUUUGCUCCACCUACCUGCAGUCCCGAUAUUACAGAGCUCCAGAGAUCAUUCUGGGUCUUCCUUUCUGUGAAGCGAUCGACAUGUGGUCUUUGGGAUGCGUCAUUGCUGAGCUGUUCUUGGGAUGGCCUCUUUAUCCCGGUGCCUCAGAGUACGAUCAGAUUCGGUACAUCUCCCAGACUCAGGGCCUUCCAGCAGAGUACCUGCUGAGUGCAGGAACCAAGACCAGCCGCUUUUUCAACAGAGGCCCCGACUCGAGCUACCCGCUCUGGAGACUCAAAACUCCUGCAGAGCAUGAGGCAGAGAUGGGAAUCAAGUCAAAAGAAGCAAGAAAAUACAUCUUCAACUGUCUGGAUGACAUGAUGCAGGUCAACAUGACGACUCUGGAGGGCACCGACAUCCUGGCAGAGAAGGCCGACAGGAGGGAGUUUAUAGAUCUGCUGAAGAAGAUGCUGACGCUCGAUGCUGAUAAAAGGAUCACUCCCAUGAAGACGCUGAAUCACCCCUUUGUUACCAUGACGCAUCUGCUGCACUUCCCUCACAGCUCGCAUGUGAAGUCUUGCUUUCAAAACAUGGACAUCUGUAAACGCAGAUGCAGCGCCUUUGAGAAUGGGAAAAACAUGUUUACCAGCAACAACACACCAAGCGCAGCCACCAACCUCACCGUCACGUUCAGCAGCCAACUGAACCAGCACAAUCAGAUGGCCUCUACAGGCGGACAGUCCCUGUCCCUCAGCAGUAACGUCCCUCUGCUGAACUACCAGCCCGGCCUCUACCAGCAGGCCACCAUCAACAUCCCUGGCCUGACCCAGCAGGGCGUUCCUCUGCAGACCAGACCCACCCAGCUCUGCACACAGACCGAACCCUUUCAGCAGACUCUCAUCGUUUGCCCUCCUACCAUCCAAGGUCUUCAAACCGCCAAUAAACCACCAAGUUACCCUGUGAGAAUGGACAACUCAGUCCCCUUGGUCCCUCAGAACCAGUCUUCCCAGUCUCUGCAUAUCCAGCCCAGCAUGCUGGCACAGCAGGGCUGGCCGGCUGGAACGCAGCAGAUCCUCAUCCCUUCCACGUGGCAGCAGAUGCCAGGCAUGUCCAUCCACAACCCGGGGCAGACUGUGGUGACCGACUCACCGAUGGCUGCUCCGGUAGCCGACAGUCAGCAGAGUUCUGGGUGGAGGGGUCGUCAUGGCAGUCAGUUUGACGGCAUCAGCCAGCAGGACUCGGGUGUCAGCCGUCACGCUGCCACACAAAACCACAGCUCAAGCGCCGCUCACACAAGACAGGCCAAGAGAUCAAAGGCUCGGCAUGCUGAGAGCAGAGCCAGGCUGGCAUCGUCAGCACAGUCUCAGUCCCAGCCCAUCGUCAUCUCCGACACGCCCAGUCCUGCCGUCAGCAUCAUCACCAUCCACAGUGAUUCAGAGGAUGAAGAUGAAGCGAAGGCCCCUGCUGCCUGCUCUGGAACGAGUCAGAGGACUAACGUAAUCAGUUGCGUGACCGUGCACGACUCUCACGACUCGGACUCCUCUACCAGCAGCCCCCUGAGCCCUAAAACCAGCUCCCAGCCCAGCAAGGCUCUGGCCAUCAUCAUGCCUUCUGUGAAGACUCAGCCUGGAGAGAGUUCAGCCCAUAAAGCUGCAGCAGCUGCAGAUCAAGCAACUAGUGGCUCUGGAAAGUCCAAGAAGGCGUCUGGUCAGCCGUCAGGGCGACCAGGAGAUUCUACCACCGAUCGCCAUCAACGGGCUGCAUCCAGCAGAUCUCAGCCUCUCAAUCUGAGUCAGGUGCCGCAGUCUGUGAUUCCAUCCUCCCACCACCAAUCAGGAGGCAGCAGCACCUUAAAGCGGCAGCCCACCUAUCCUCCUCCUGUUUCCUCCCACUCCUCCUACCGCCUUCCCGAGAGCACUCUCUUCAGCUCAACCCCAAAUCUGUACGCCUACCCGGCUUCUGCUGCGCUGGCCUCCGUGUCUCAGGCCGUGGACCAGAUGCAGGGCGGUGCGUCCCGCCACACCAGGGCGAGCGGGGCUUACCCAUCCCUGACCCUGCUGCAGAAGAACAGCAACUUAACCCUUGCGGGGUCCGCUCCGGGAUCGUACAGCAACCAGCAGCAGCUGGGAUCGCAGCCUUUCCACCGCUCCAGUGCCGCCUACCAGAGAAAACUCAACCAGUAUCAGUACAUGUGAAGAGUGACAGCAGCAGCUCUGCACCGAACACGAGCUCAUCGCAGGCGGACACGUUUUCAAAUGGACUUUUUACUACGAGCGACUGUGCUGUUAAUCAUGGUCCAGUUUUUAUUUAAAGUCUGUCAAACUUUCUGUGUGUUGCGUCACCGCUACAGCUCAGUCUGGUCAGUGUUGUGCUUCUGAGCAUUUGGUGUGAAAUUAAACGUAUAUAUCCACCUUAUGUAAGCACUGUAAGCCUUUUUAUACUAAGCCCAGGAUGAGGAAACUAAACUGUUUCAGGAGUUAACUCUUAAUGUGGGGAAAAAAAAAAAAUUUUAUUUAAAGUGAGACGUGUGCUGUGGAGAAAGUGAAACUUUUAAGCUGCUCUUUUAUUAUUUUUACAUUGUCACAGUGGUCAAAUUAUUCUUAACAUUGCAUUAACAAACACGAUUGCCUUAUGGGCAGUUUUAUUUAAAUUCACACGGCACAUUGUGAUCAGUUGGAUGAAUAGCUUUUAUUCAUGAAUGUACUGCGUGUGUGUUUAUACUCUUAAAAACAAAUAAGCUACGUUCUAUACUGUGUAAUGAUGUCAUUGUGUUUUCCAUGUCCAUUAUGUUUGAGUACCGGCCAUUAAUUUAUAUUUAUAUGUCCAGUUUGUUGAAGAGUAGGAUGCACUUGAGAGGAUGUUUUUUGUUGUUUGUUUACGGUUUAAAACUUAAUGUUAAGGUUGCAUGUGUCUGACACAAAGAGCUUUGUGAUCUAAAGCUACGCCGAGUCUCUGUGACGAUCGCAGGCUGAUUUAUUAUUUUUAAUUCAUACGACAAACUUAAUAUUUGGAAAAGUUCUUGUCUUGUGAAGUGAUGUCUGUGAAGUAAAGCGUGCACAUCAGGUCUGAUUGGCUGUCACACUCGUGUAAAGGUCAAAUUCUCGUAGAUGAAAAAUUCACCGAUUUGUGUGCAUUUGAAUCCGAUAAAGACGACGGAGACGUAAAUUGAUGUUUAGUAUGUUACUGCUUCUAAACAAAUCUUUUUUUUUGUUGUUUUUUGUGAAAUGAUGGUUGUUCUUACAUCCUGCUGUGUUGUGAAGUGCUGCAUUACAAAACACACGAUGAACCUUAACCCGUAUGUACGCAAUAAAGUCUUCUCAGAAGAA
Melanotaenia boesemani (Boeseman's rainbowfish) is the source of this 4729-nucleotide messenger RNA. It is a transcript of the gene hipk1a, whose product is annotated as homeodomain interacting protein kinase 1a. NCBI's taxonomy places the organism in Eukaryota, Metazoa, Chordata, Actinopteri, Atheriniformes, Melanotaeniidae. Gene Ontology annotation, cellular component: nucleus; cytoplasm; PML body. Gene Ontology annotation, molecular function: ATP binding; protein serine/threonine kinase activity; protein tyrosine kinase activity. The record is from RefSeq and is a predicted model, not a curated record. The coding region runs from base 308 to 3598 and encodes 1096 amino acids. The transcript is spliced from 16 exons. Gene Ontology annotation, biological process: peptidyl-threonine phosphorylation; smoothened signaling pathway; peptidyl-serine phosphorylation.